Messenger RNA from Dentiscutata erythropus, 1419 nucleotides. The record is from the annotation of a GenBank genome assembly. NCBI's taxonomy places the organism in Eukaryota, Fungi, Glomeromycota, Glomeromycetes, Diversisporales, Gigasporaceae.
AUGUCCAAUAGAAUAUUAAUAAAAAAGAGCAAAGUUACUUUAUCACAGCCGCCUGUUGCCAUCGGCCGAGGUGCUAUGGGGGAAGUGUUUUUGGCCUCUUUUCAGAAUAAACCCGUAGUAGUGAAAAAGAGUCAGCGAGACAUGGACCUAUUAUUGAAAGAAUAUAGCAAUUAUCUUAAACUUCGUAACCAUACCAAUAUAAUAAGGUUUUACGGUGUAACACGAGAUGAUAAAUAUACAUUUUCUCUUGUUUUGGAAUAUGCUUCAAAUGGAAAUCUUUCUAGUUACCUUAAAACUCAUACUGUUGAUUGGAAUUUUAAGGCCAGAGUUUGUCGUGAUAUUGCCUUGGGAUUGAUGCAUUGUCAUGAUAAUAAUGUUUUACACUUUGACCUUAAACCUGAAAAUGUUCUUUUGGAUAAAAAUUUAAUUCCAAAAUUGGCUGAUUUUGGAAUUUCGAAAACUAAAAGUCGAAUGGUCUUGGAUAAUGGAAAAGCGGGUGGAACUCUAAAUUAUGUAGCUCCAGAACGGGUCUGCCGUGAUCUAAAAAUGAGAGAACUCUUUGAAAAUCACCCUAAACUCUCUGAUAUAUAUUCUUACGGAUUAAUCUUGUGGUCCGUUGGCAAUGAUGGUGAACAUCCUUUCGACGGCAUGGACGAUGAUGAAAUAAAAGAACAUAAACGAAGCCCGAAUUCAAUGUAUCGCCUUAUAAAACAACUACCGAACAACACUCCAUCAAAUUAUAGUCAACUUGUUUUAGACCUAACUAAAUAUUAUCCCGGAGAACGAAUUGAUCUAGCAGUUGCAAGACUCGAAUUAGAGGAUUUGUUUGAUGAUGAUAAUGAUUUAUCCAUCGAUGACCUUGAACCCGACGAAGAUGAUGAAGCUAUGUCUGCUUACAAUUACUCCGACACUAGUAGUAACCGUGCAUCAACAUCCACAUCGAUUGAGACCCCAAUAGAUAGUGAAAAAGAUCUUGGCAUCGAAAAAGCGGGUAUAGAAGUAUCUUGUGAUAGUAAAUCACCGACCUGCCAUUACAGUAAACAGAGUAAUGGUAAUAAUUGUGUAUUUCUAAAAGGCAAUAUAGAAAUAAGUAAUCGACCUAGUAAUUCCACAACAUGUCAAUCAAGUAGCAAUGAAAGUGAAGUACGUGAUCGUAGUAUUUCAGGUUUUUCAGGUCUUUCUAGUAAUGGUUCCACUCAAGAUAGUGCAAGUGUUAAUAAAUAUCCAUCCAAGCUUAAAGUACAAUUCGAUUAUCAAGCAUUAUCUAGUGAGACACCAAAGACUCCAAAAGUUCCGCCAUUUGAAAAAAGUCUCUUAGCAUCUAAACCUGAACUUGGUUUAAUGGAAGAUGUAAUGAGUGUAUGCGAUAAUUGGGAAAAAUAUACUGAUGAUAUAAUGAUAAAAAAAUUGGACCGGUGA